GUUCGGGGGAGGGAGGUUGCUGCUCCUGGACAGAAUUUCGCUUCUUAAAGGUGUACGUCGAAACGAGACCUUAGUGAACUGUUUACGCUCUGGCUGUUUUCCGCCGAUCCCUGGACUUGGCUCUGCGCGGUCUGUGUGGGUAACAGUGCGUCGCCAUGUUCAAGUCAUCGGCUUUCAAAAAGAGGAAGAGGGAAGCUGGGACAGUCACGUCCUGGAUUGAGUCCACUUUCUCGCGGCGCGACUGCUCGCGAUUUCUUCCCAGUACUAAGGACAACAGCAGAUGCUGCUGCGGCAACCUGUGGCAGUACCACAGCGACGGCAGUCCGGCUACGCUUCAGCACACGGUGAAGGGUGACGACCACUGGAACCCGCUGCGGCACACCACGCUGCACCCCACCGACGCCUACGGCACCAUCGAGUUCCAGGGCGGAGCCCACCCGAGCAAGGCGCAGUACGUGCGCGUGGCGUUCGACACGCGGCCGGAGGUUCUGACGCAGCUGCUGGUCUCGGCCUGGCGGCUCGAGCUGCCCAAGCUGCUCAUCACCGUGCACGGCGGCAAGGCCAACUUCGAGCUGCAGCCCAAGCUGAAGAAGGCGCUGCGCCGCGGCCUGCUGAAGGCGGCCCGCACCACCGGCGCCUGGGUUUUCACCGGCGGCACCAACACCGGCGUGACCCGGCACGCGGGCGAUGCGCUGGCCUCUGGCCAGUCUCUGCGGCUGGGCGGCCAGCGAGCCGUCUGUAUCGGCAUCGCGCCCUGGGGCGUCAUCGAGGGACGUCACGAGCAGCUGGUCGGUCGGAACCGUGAGGUGCCGUACCACAUGGCGCAGGGACGCUUCAGCCGGUGCGCGCCGCUCAACAGCCGGCACACGCACUUCAUCCUGGCCGACAACGGCACGGCCGGCCGGUACGGCGCCGAGUAUGUGCUGCGACGCGCCCUCGAGAAGCACAUCUGCAGUCAGCGGGUCAUCUCGCGCCUGGGCCAGGGCAUCCCGUUGGUGUGUGUGGUGAUCGAGGGCGGCACCAACACCAUCCGCGCCAUCUUGGAGUACGUCACGGACACGCCGCCGGUGCCGGUUGUCGUCUGCGAUGGCACCGGCCGCGCCUCCGACAUCGUUGCCUUCGUCCACAAGCACAUGCACAGCGACGCGGGUGGCGCCGCGCUGCUGGAGACGCCGCCGAUGCGGGAGCAGCUGGUGCUGACGGUGCAGCAGACGUUCACCGUGCGCCGCGACCAGGCGGAGAAGUUGCUGGCCGAAGUGGUGCAGUGCUGCCGCCAUCGCGAACUGAUCACCGUGUACCGGUACCAGGAGGGUCUGGAGCUGGACGAGGCCAUGCUGAAGGCGCUGCUUCAGGGCUACCACAUGUGCGCCACUGACCAGCUGAACCUGGCACUCAGCUGGAACCGGGUGGACAUCGCGCGCUCCACGGUGUUCGCCGGCGCUCAUGAGUGGCCGCCGGGCUCUCUGGAGCAGGCCAUGAUGGACGCGCUCGUCAACGAUCGGAUCGACUUCGUCAAGCUGCUGCUGGAGAACGGCGUCAUGAUGAGCAAGUUCCUCACCAUGACCCGGCUGGAGGAGCUAUAUAACGCGAAGCAAGGCCCUGCCAACUCGAUGCAUUACAUAGUGAAGGACGUGGGGAAGACAGUGUCGCGUGGCGGUCGCUACACGCUGAUCGACAUAGGACUGGUGAUCAACCACCUGAUGGGCGGGGCGUACAGGUGCACCUACUCGCGGCGCAAGUUUCGCGCGCAGUACUACGAGACGUUCCGCUUCCGCUCGCCCGUGAUCGUGCGCAACACGAGCGCGUUCCUGCGCGCCGCCGCCUGUGCCGGCACGGCCGUGGCGGCGGCGGCGCCGCUCAAGAUGAGCAGCCCGGCCGUCAACGGCGCCCACCGGGCCGACGCCUCGCCGGCCCGCGCGCGGCCGCAAGACACGUUUGAGUACCCCUUCAGCGAGCUGAUGAUCUGGGCCGUGCUGACGAAGCGACAGACGAUGGCGAGGCUGAUGUGGCAGCACGGCGAGGAGGCGCUCGCCAAGGCGCUGGUCGCUUGCAAACUGUACAAGGCGCUGUCCUGCGAGGCGGCUGAGGAUAACCUGGAGACGGAGUUCUUUGAGGACCUCAAGAGCCACGCGCUCGAGUUCGAGAACCUCGCGCUGGACGUCCUGGAUUUCGUGUACCAGCACAACCAGGAUGUGGCGCAGCAGCUGCUGACGUACGAGCUGCGGAACUGGAGUCGGCAGACCUGCCUCAGCCUGGCGGUGACUGCCGACCACAAGCGGCUGCUGGCUCACCCCAGCUGCCAGGUGCUGCUAGCCGAGCUUUGGAUGGGUGGUCUCAAUCUGCGCCGCAACACCAAUCUCAAGGUGCUGCUGUCAGUGCUCUUCCCGCCGGCCAUGCUGCAGCUGGAGUUUCGGACACAGGAGGAGCUGCGCCAGAUGCCACAGACCGAGGAGGAGCACCUUAUGGAGCAGCAGGGCGAGGAGGAGGACGACGGCUCGGACGAGGACGAUGAGGACCCGACCACCGUCGAUGAGGGCCCUGUCUCCAGCCCGUCGCCGCGCCGGGUCUCGGUCUCUCGCCAGGGCUCUCUGCAGGCCACGGCCUACCCGCCGACGCCGUCCGGCAUGCCCGACCUGCUUGACGGACGUAAGAACGGGCAGCUUGGCCUGCGUAAGAAGAUCUACGAGUUCUACACGGCGCCCAUCGCCAAGUUCUGGAGCUUCACGCUGGCGUACGUUGUGUUCCUGACGCUCUACACGUACGUGGUUCUGGUCAAAAUGUACCCGACGCCGCGCUGGGAGGAGGUGUACGUCACCGCCUUCCUCCUGACCGUCGGCAUCGAGAAGGUCCGCGAGAUCCUAGCCUCCGAGCCCGUCACACUCAGCAUGAAGCUGGGGCACUGGUUUGGUCGGCUCUGGAACAUCUGCGACGCCAUUUUCAUCGUCACGUACUUGUUGGCCCAGCCUCUGCGGUUUCAGCCGUCCACCUUCCGCUGGGGCCGCUCCAUCAUCUGCUGCAACAACAUGUACUGGCACAUCCGUCUGUUCGAGAUCUUCAGCGUGGAGAAGUAUCUGGGCCCGAUGGUAACCAUGGUGGGCAAGAUGCUGGUGAAGAUGCUGCAUUUUAUCAUCCUGCUGGUCAUCAUCCUCUUCUCCUUCGGCGUGUUGCGUCAGUCCAUUCGCUUCCCCAACUCGGAGCCCAGCUGGUACCUGCUGCGCCAUGUGUUUUACCAGCCGUACUUCAUGCUGUACGGUGAGGUGUACGCUCCGGAGAUCGAGCCCGAGCAGUGCGGUGACGGGCCCGGCUUGGAGGCCUGUGAGUUCUGGAUCACCGUCGUCGCCAUGGCCGGCUACCUGCUCGUCGCCAACAUCCUCAUGCUCAACCUGAUGAUCGCCGUCUUCAACAACAUCUUCGCCGGCGUGAACGCGGUGGCGCACGAGGUGUGGAUGUUCCAGCGCUAUCGUCUGGUGAUGGAGUACGAACUGAGGCCGGUCUGCCCGCCGCCGUUUAUCGUGUUCUCGCACCUGUACAUGCUGCUGAAGCUGUGCCUGAAUCAGUGCCGUCGCGACUCGGCCAGCUACGACCGGGGGCUGAAGCUCUUCCUUGACGAAGAGGCGCUCGAAAACGUGCACGACUUCGAGGAAGAGUGCCUCGAGGAGUACUUCCGCCAAAAGGAGCACGAAAGCCAGCACAAGACGGAGCGGCUGGUGCAGCAGACUUGGGAGCGUCAGGAGCUGGCGUACCAGCGGCUGGAGGACGUACUGCUGCGUGAGCGCGUGCAGGUCGAGGCCACACGCCUGGUCGACUACCGGCUGAAGCGGCUCGAGGAGAUGUUUGGAGGCGUGGAACGGCUGGCGCGGCACACCCACCUCAUGCUGCGCCAACACACCGGCCUCGGCGGCAGCGAGAUGGAGGGUCUGGACCGCCUGCGCCAGGUCAGCUCCGGCAGCGACGACUACCAGCCGCCCGGCAGCACCAUGGUGCGGGAGCUGGCGCGGAUCGCGCUCUCCCAGACGGGCCCGCGUCCGCCGCCCUCGCCGACGCUCGACCUGCCGCUGGGCGAGUACCGCAGCAUCACCGACAGUCUGGAGUCGCGCUGUCGCGUCGAGCUCGGCCCUGUGGCGGUGACCUCCGAACAGACGCUGCGGCCGGGCUCGCCCGGCACCCAGCAUCAUCUGACAACGGCCGAGGACGGUGACUAUCAGAUGAUGGAGCUGCUGAUUCAGCGGCGGCUGCGGCGACCGUCGGAGAACCUGGAGGUGUCGCUGGAGGACCUCUCUCGCCUGCUGGGCGAGUGGCCCACGGCCGGGCCGUCUUCCGAGCGCCCCGCGUCUAGCGGACACUCACCGCAGCUUAGCGCGGUACCCGAGGACGAGGACACCGGCCUGCAUCACGAGACACGCUGCUAGUGCGCUCGCAGCCGGCGGUGCGGCGGGCGCGAGCCGGUGCCGCCGCUGACGCUGGCCGGGCUGGGCCGGGCCG
Pollicipes pollicipes is the source of this 4482-nucleotide messenger RNA. RefSeq names its product transient receptor potential cation channel, subfamily M (gene Trpm). The record is from RefSeq and is a predicted model, not a curated record. Bases 156 to 4409 code for a protein of 1417 amino acids. Gene Ontology annotation, molecular function: monoatomic cation channel activity. Gene Ontology annotation, biological process: monoatomic cation transmembrane transport; metal ion transport. The transcript has 23 exons. NCBI's taxonomy places the organism in Eukaryota, Metazoa, Arthropoda, Thecostraca, Pollicipedomorpha, Pollicipedidae. Gene Ontology annotation, cellular component: plasma membrane.